Olea europaea var. sylvestris is the source of this 1366-nucleotide messenger RNA. RefSeq lists its product as uncharacterized. The record is from RefSeq and is a predicted model, not a curated record. The transcript has 6 exons. The coding region runs from base 134 to 1033 and encodes 299 amino acids. Lineage: Eukaryota; Viridiplantae; Streptophyta; Magnoliopsida; Lamiales; Oleaceae.
UGAAAUUAACAUUCAAAUCGUUAGUCGCAGGACAGCGACUUUGAGCUAUAGGAGUAGAAAAUUGGAUUCUGUUUGAGCUUCGGAAAACACGGUAAAAUUGCAUCCACCGGAGAGACGACCACAGGACGGAGAGAUGGCUCAUGUAUUGAGGCCGCUAAUACAGCUGCAGCGGUGGCACCACCAUUGCUCCGCCGGCGCUGUAUUUUAUCGUAUCCUAAACCACCACUUCCGUUCACCACGUUCAUCCAACGAGCUUCUGUUCUUCACAGUCUUUCCCUCUAUAAAUCACCGCGUGCAUUUCCGCUCACGCGCUCUUAAACAGCGUGAUUUUCCUUCGCCGUCCGGUUCAAAUGAUAGCGGUAGCGAUAGCGAUAGCGACUCCUCCGAAAUAAUGAAGAAGAGCCGUAAUGAGAAGAAGCGCGAGGCUCGCCGCGCCGUCCGCUGGGGCAUGGAAUUGGCCAGUUUCUCUCCUCUUCAAAUCAAACGCAUUCUCAGGGUGGCGUCGCUUGAACAAGAGGUUUUUGAUGCUCUCAUGCUAGUAAAGAGACUAGGUCGUGAUGUUCGAGAAGGGAAGCGAAGGCAAUUCAAUUAUAUAGGAAGAUUGCUUCGAGAUGUGGAGCCUGAAUUAAUGGAUGGUUUGAUUCAGGCCACAAAAGAUGGUGACCAGAGUAAGUUUCAGGAAUUAUGUGGUUCAGAGACACCGGAAACCAAUGAAGAAGAUGAACAACAACAAGAAAAAAUUGAAUCUGAGAAUGAUGACGAGGAUUCUGAGUACAAUGUUGAUAUAGCAAUUAGAUGGUUCGAGGGUCUGGUUAACAAGGACAUAGGCAUUACCAAUGAAAUUUAUUCACUUCAGGGGGUUGAGUUUGAUCGUCAGGAACUACGGAAACUGUUACGUAAAGUACAUUCUACGCAAGAGCAAGAGGGUCGGGUCAGUUCAGAGGGAAAUGGUAAACCAGAUGCUACAGUUGUAAGUGCUAGAAGAUCCCUCGACCAUUUUCUUCGGGGCCUUGUGAAGCAGCUUCCUGUUUGAAUAAAUAUCGAUUUCACUUUUGGAUGCUUAUAUUCCACACCAUGGGCCCAGGGAAGAAACUUGAGCACAAAGUCUACAAAGUUAGAUGCUGCUUUUGCCAUGUCUUGGGUUUGUUGCAUUUCUAAGGUUAUAGUUUGAGAGCUCAUGUCCGGAGCGUCAGUGUUAUUGACUCUCUUUUGAUAUUUCAGAACAUGUGUUCUAUUCUUUGCAGGUUUGUCUUAUAAUUACAUGUUUAUCAAAUAUUGAGUGAAAAUUCUCGAAAUGCCUUGGGACAUGGUUUGACGAGUCAUAUAUAUACGGGAAUGAUGUACUGAGCACCAGUGCUUUUAAGUA